AUGUCGCCAACAGUGGCAGCGUCGACGGCUAAACAAGCCGAGCAACUUCGAAUAGAUGGAAACAGUUAUUUCAAAAAAAAUCGAUUUGCUGCUGCCAUUGAUGCUUAUACCGAGGCUAUUACGUUGUGCCCUAAUGUUCCGAUAUAUUGGACCAACCGGGCUCUAUGUCACCGCAAGCGGAAUGAUUGGACCAGAGUGGAGGAGGAUUGUAGGAGAGCAAUUCAGCUUGACCACAAUUCUGUUAAGGCCCACUAUAUGCUUGGUCUUGCACUGCUACAAAGGGAAGAAUACACUGAAGGAGCUAAGGAAUUGGAAAAAGCCUUAGAUCUUGGAAGGAGUGAAAACCCUAAGGGCUACAUGGUAGAGGAGAUAUGGAAAGAGCUUGCAAGAGCAAGAUAUUUGUUGUGGGAACAGGAAUCUACCAGCCGUUCAUGGGAUCUUCAGAAUUUAAAAGAAACGUGCGAGGCAGCUUUGAAGGAGAAGCAUUUCCUCGAUGCUUCACUAGUGGAAGGAUUCGAGGAUGAAAAUACUCAAUCCAAUUUAGAACAGUUGGAAGCUUUAAGAAGAGUAUUUAACAAGGCUUCUGAAGAUGAUAUCCCAACUGAGGUGCCAGACUAUCUCUGCUGUAAAAUUACUCUAGAUAUUUUCCGUGAUCCUGUUAUUACUCCAAGUGGAGUUACAUAUGAGAGAGCAGUAAUUCUUGAUCAUCUGCGGAAGGUUGGCAAUUUUGAUCCGGUUAGCCGCGAACCACUGUAUUCAUCACAGUUGGUGCCCAAUUUGGCCAUAAAAGAAGCCGUGCGUGCAUUUCUAGAGACACAUGGGUGGGCUUACAAGACGGAUUGA
This is a messenger RNA of Fraxinus pennsylvanica, 843 nucleotides long. The record is from the annotation of a GenBank genome assembly. NCBI's taxonomy places the organism in Eukaryota, Viridiplantae, Streptophyta, Magnoliopsida, Lamiales, Oleaceae.